Drosophila mojavensis is the source of this 639-nucleotide messenger RNA. RefSeq names its product endocuticle structural glycoprotein ABD-4 (gene Cpr49Aa). Gene Ontology annotation, cellular component: chitin-based extracellular matrix. Gene Ontology annotation, molecular function: structural constituent of chitin-based larval cuticle. NCBI's taxonomy places the organism in Eukaryota, Metazoa, Arthropoda, Insecta, Diptera, Drosophilidae. The transcript is spliced from 3 exons. The coding region runs from base 61 to 486 and encodes 141 amino acids. The record is from RefSeq and is a predicted model, not a curated record.
GCACAUCGCGACGCUGACAGUUGCCAGUCCAGAGCCCAGCAUAGGAUUAAAGCCCAGCUAAUGCAAUACAUUCUGCUGACUAUUGCAGCAGUGCUGCUGUGCAAGGUGCAUGCGCGACCCCAAGGACCUGCCACGGAGCCCAUCAAGAUCAUUCGGCAGGAGCAGGAGGUGAACUUCGACGGCUCCUACAAGUAUGGCUAUGAGACAGAGAACGGCAUCAAUGUGGAGGAGGAGGGCUACCUCAAGAAUGCGGGCACCGACAAUGCAGGACCGGUCGCACAGGGCUUCUUUUCGUACACUGCGCCCGACGGCACGCCCAUACGGAUCACCUAUGUGGCGGAUGAGAACGGCUUCCAGCCACAGGGCGAUCAUCUGCCCACCGCUCCGCCCAUACCACCGGCCAUUCAGAGGGCCCUGGAUUACAUAGCCACAGCACCACCGCCACCCGCUGAUCAGCAGAGCGCCUACACCGCACGCCGAGGCUAACCUAACAGCAAGUGAGACAGACAGACAGACAGAGAGACAGAGAGGUGGAGUGAGUGAGCGAGGGCACAGAGACAACGUGAAAAUGUUUGUUAACCAAAAUUGUUAAGCCAUUUAUAUAAAACAAAAAAUCCCUUUCCGCACAUGUAAAUAAAU